UCCCAUUUGUACCGCAGCAGUAGACCUCAAGACUUCAACUCAAGACGACUGUGUGAAUUAAGCAAUUAAGUUUAUUUAAAACUUUUGUGUGUCAUAAUCAUCUUCGUCUAUAUUAUUAGGCCCAUGUAUAAGUUUUAAAGAUGUUUUUGUUAACUGUGGGUAUAAUUAUUAUUAUUUUAUAUGCUGUGGUACAAUUGAUCAGGAUCAUCUUAGCUGACUGUGAUUUAAGUCUACAAUAUGCCCAGUAUAUGGGAACCUCGACUUAUACUGCUCUAGCACAUAAAGUUGUAUGGAUAACAGGUGCUUCUAGUGGUAUAGGAGAGUAUCUGGCCUAUGAAUUAGCUCAAGCUGGAUGUAAACUUGUUUUAUCUGCUAGAAGAGAAGAUGAAUUAAAUAGAGUUAAAAAACAGUGUUUAACCAGUGGUCCAAUAAAAGAAGAAGACAUAUUGGUUUUACCAUUAGAUUUAUUAAAGUUUGAUUCACAUAAAGAUGCUGUCGAUAAAGUUCUUCAAAAUUUCAAUAAGAUUGAUGUUUUGGUGAAUAACGCUGGUAGAAGUCAGAGAGCUGCAUGGAUUGAGACUGACAUAGAAGUUGAUAGACAGAUGUUUGAACUCAAUGUACUGGGAACGCUGUCCUUAACUAAAGCUGUAUUACCCAAGAUGGUUGAACAAAAAUCUGGACAUAUUGUUGUUAUCAGCAGUGCAGCAGGAAAACUUGGUGCUCCAAAUUCUGGUUCUUAUACAGGGUCUAAACAUGCUCUUCAUGGUUAUUUUGAGAGUUUAAGAAUAGAAUCGGCGCUGGAUAAUAUUGAGAUAACAAUGGUUUGUCCUGGUCCAGUUUUCUCCAAUAUUCUAGCUACGGCUUUUACAGAAGAGAAUGGCAAGAUGCUGCAAGGUCAGAUGCAACAAGGUGAAAAACGUAUGUCUACAUCUCGAUGUGCUGCACUAACAGCAACUGCUAUCGCUAAUAAACUUGAUGAAGUUUGGAUAUCUCCACAGCCAGUUUUGAUUUUCAUGUAUCUGUUCCAGUAUAUGCCAACAAUAGCCAGAAGAAUUGGAGUUAAAAUGGGUGUUAAAGGAAUAAAGAAGUUAAGAGAAGGUCAACAAUAAACAACACAAUGUCAAUUCUGUAAAGGACCUAAACCUUUUUUCUUUGGAAUGUUAAAAUGUGUCAAAAAGCACAUACAUAUAUUAGUAUAAUGAAUGUAUAUAAACUGAUUUACAUUCCAUUUUUAAAAUUGUAUUGUAAUUCUUUCAUCAGUUAAGUGAGAAUGCAGUCAAGAUUAAAUGGCAGUCAACUGCGCCUGGUUAGUCCAGGCUACUUUUAAAAAACAUCUGAAAAUGUGUUUGAGAUUGAGAGAAGAGAGAAAUCAGGUCAUUUUGGGAGGAAAAUGUGGUUCAUUUUUUUUUAUUUAAAUUGUUCGCUUGCAUGUAUUGGUCUUCAGCUGUGGGAGGAUACCGAAGGACUCUGAGAAAACUCAUGAGGUUGGAUAAGCGACCCUACUCCUUGUCAUGUACAAGCAGGGAUGCAUGCAUUCAGCCAUGCGGCCACCAAAUCACCUCCUGUAGGAUUAACUAUUCACAACAAAAACACAAGGUUAUAAUUGGAUAUAACUACUUUUCUGUCAUUUUAUAACGACGGUUCAUAACACAUGCAGGUCAUGUUUUUUCAUUAAUAAAAAAAUGAGCAAUUGAUCAAAUGUUUUCAAUCUGAUGAUUGCAAUCUGAUUAAAAUAAUUUUUAUACUUUCGAUGGCCUACACUACAUGAAUAUCUGAUUGUAUGUAGUGGAAGGUUCGCGUCAGAGGUCAUGUGAGUGUCUUUUGACCCUAUGACAUUAGACAUUUGAUUAACCAAUCACUGUUGAUGUGUCUAGUGGGUUACCCACAGUACCAUGCACCUCACACCAAAAACUCACCAUAACAGACCAUUUUAUUGGCUAACCCCUAACACCACCCAGAACACAUCAACCAGAAUGCGGGUUACAUAACAACUCUUCCAGAUCCUAGUGUAGUAAAGACAAGUAAACCGAAAUUUUGAACUAUAAAAAUGAAACGAAAUAGGAUCUGUGUUUUAAUCAGAUUGUAAUGAUCGUAACCUUCAAGGAAAAUUAGUUCAUCCAUGAGACCUUGAAACUCUUUUUAAAACUGAAAUUACAUGAAUAGCAAAAUGGUAAAUAAACCUGUAGGUUUGAUAUUUAUGAAUGACUGAGCUUUCUGCUUCACUGUUCAUUAAGAUUCUGUUCAUUUCAAUAUUGUUAUAUGUUAUGAUUUUUUAAUCAUAAUUAUGAAAUAAUUAUAGUGAUUAAUUACAUGUUUAUAAUUAUCUUUUAUGUUAUAUGGUUUUCGUACUUGUGGGGAAUGGGGCGGCACACUUUUAUGCAUCAAACACUUGGGUUUAAUAAAUAUUUUUAUGAAUAAUGCAGUACUCCUUUAAGAUUCUGUUUCUUUCAAUAUUGUUUUGUUAAAAAUAACUUAUAAUUUUCGAUGUUUAAAUUUAUGAUAAUGAAAUAUUUAUAUUUGUAAUCAUCAAUGAUGUUUGCCCUUUUUUUUUUAUUGAAAUCUAUGAUAAUAUUUUUGAAUUAAAACAAAAUUAUGGAGUUU
Patella vulgata (common limpet) is the source of this 2601-nucleotide messenger RNA. Its product is annotated as dehydrogenase/reductase SDR family member 7. Gene Ontology annotation, molecular function: oxidoreductase activity. Bases 141 to 1109 code for a protein of 322 amino acids. Lineage: Eukaryota; Metazoa; Mollusca; Gastropoda; Patellidae. The record is from RefSeq and is a predicted model, not a curated record. The transcript is spliced from 9 exons.